AUGGAUACCUCUCUAUAUGCAGGGAAUGGAGACUUGUGUGUCAUCAACCCGGAUUUCGCGCCGUUGGUUCCGAAGCUGAAGGAAGCUUUUGAGCAACUAUGGACUCCCAACGACGUCGAACAGUUGCGCAAAAACUUUGAAGGUUCCCGAGCUAAUAUGCCGUUUGUACCAACACACGGCUAUGAGAUAUCUCACCGAAUGAUUCCAGUGUCGGAUUCCAGUGAGAUCAAUAUUCGUAUUUACACCCCGACGAACUCUUCAGUGACCAAGUGCGUCGUCAAGCCACUUUUGUUCAUUGCACAUGGAGGAGGUUGGGUGGUUGGAGGUCACGAAUCUGAGGGCGCCCUCAGCAGACUGAUUUGCGUGAGAAACCAGGUCGUCGUGACCAGCGUCGAAUAUCGUCGGGCCCCGGAGCACCCUUUUCCCACCCCGUUGAAUGACGUAUUCGACGCGUACAAAUGGACGCUCGCGCAUGCGACAGAACUCGAGAUUGACCCUGCCCGUGUGAUCUUGGCGGGCACCAGCGCAGGUGGAAGCCUGAUUGCCGGACUAUCACUACUUCUCAAAAGAGAACAGGGCGGUCUAGACGGUAUCAUCGGACAGCUCCUCAACAUUCCUGCUGUUUGCCAUCCCAAGUACUUUCCCCACGAAAAGCACACUCUGGAGAGUUACCGGCAGAAUUACACGGCCCCUACCACAAAUUCAGCUCAUAUGCACUGGUACUGGGUUAUUCAGGUGGCAGGCAUGGAUCCACUCCGGGAUGAAGGCCUUGCCUAUGCAGCCGAGCUCAAAAAUGCCGGAGUUCCUGUUGAGGUCGCUGUCCACCCUGGCCUUCCCCAUGGCUUCGUCUUCGCCGUCGAUAAGGAAUUUACAGCACGAUAUUUCCACAAAAUGGUUUCCUGGGUUGGUACCAGGCUAAUGCAGAAGCUAUAG
Messenger RNA from Penicillium arizonense, 933 nucleotides. Its product is annotated as alpha/beta hydrolase. Lineage: Eukaryota; Fungi; Ascomycota; Eurotiomycetes; Eurotiales; Aspergillaceae. Gene Ontology annotation, molecular function: hydrolase activity. Bases 1 to 933 code for a protein of 310 amino acids. The transcript has 7 exons. The record is from RefSeq and is a predicted model, not a curated record.